UAUAUAGUGAUAUCUGGAAAAAAUGUAACACCCCCAGGCCCCAAGGCCCCAAUCAGCCCCAAUGGCCCCAAUAUUGCGAAUAGAGGGAGAGAGAUGACCUUGUUUUGGUUGUUGUGUGUGCUCCGGUGAAAAUUUUAAUUAUAAAUAACAUUAUUUAUAAUUUAUAUUUAUAAUUUAAUUACAAAUACUAUUAUAAUUGUAAAUAAAAAAGCUGCUAAUAAUUAAUAGAAUUAGUGUGUGUUGUAUGAUAAAUAAAUAAACAAUAAAAAAACAUGAAUAAAUUAGUUAAAAAAAAUUCUAAAAAUGUAAACAAACAACAGACACCUAAUCUCACAUUUUCACAAUUAAUAAAGCCAAGAGGUGAUAAAACACAAGAAACAAUAUAUGUUGAUCAAUAUGCAAAACUUGGUAAGGGUGAUUAUAUACGUGAUUGGUUAAUGACACAUAAACAACGUUCAAGUGAUGAUAAAUCAUCACCAUCAUCAACAAUACAAUCAUGUGUUAAUGACACACCACCUGGUAAAAGAACACCAAUGUCACCAUUAACACAAUUUACCAAUUUUAAACGUCAAAAAACUGAUAAACCACUGCCUAGAAUAUUAUUUCCAAAUAUUGAUGAAGAAGCAGUUAAUAUAUCAAAAGAAUUAUUUUCUGACAAAGAAAACAAUACUUCAGAUGAAAUAUUAUCUGAUGAAAGUUUUGAUAAACAAAAAACCAAUAAUGAUAAUAUUAAUACAUCAAGUACAACAAUAUCACCAAGAUCAAAACUUGCUGCUUUUCAUACAGGUAGAAAUAAUAUAAAUGAUAAAAAAAUAAUUAAAAAUAAUAGACCAAUAAAGGGUAAAUUUAUGAAAUCAAAUCGUCUUUUAGUUAAUCAACAAACUGAUGAUAGUUCAUUGAUAAUAUCAAGUGCAGAAUCACCAGUAUCAUUGAUGAAAAAAAAAAAUUGUUUAUCACCAAAUUCAAGUGAUAUUUGUUCAGUUAAUUCAUCACCAAUAAAACAAGUUGAUAAAAUUAUUGAACAUGAAUCAGAUGAUGAUAGAUUUGAUUUAAUUGAAUCACCAAGUGAUGCUAGUGAUAUUGAUAAUAAAGAUAAUAAAAAUACACCAAAAUAUAAUAGAAAUAUUAAAAAUAAUAUUGUUAAUAAUUUAUUAUUAAAAAAAGUUAAAAAAAAUUUUAAUAAAACUAAUUUUGAUUUUAUUGAAGAGCCAGAUAAUGGUGAUAGUUUUAAUAAGACACUGUGUGAUAAUGAUAUUGUUAUAUCUGAUGAUGAAUUGUCAUGUAAAAAUUGUAAAUAUGAUGAUAGUAUUAUUGAGGAUCCAGAAAAUAAUAACAACGAUAAAACAAUUGUUCAAGAUGAAGAUAAUUCACGUAUAAAAAAUAAUAUUGAAGAGCCAAUUGAUGAUUUGGCAGUUGAAAAUAAUAAAGAACAUUUGAAUGAAUGUGUUGAAGAAGUAAUUGAAGAUCCAGAUGAUGAUGGUGGUAAAAAAAUCCAUGAUCAAGUUGAUGAAAUUGUUCAGGAUUAUUCAGAGACUGAUUCUGAUAAAACAUACUGGUCAAAUAGUAAAAAUGAACAGCAAGAUUUAUCACAAAAAAUAUCACAGGUAUCACCAAGUCUUCAAGGUUCAUUGUUGGAAAUAACAAAUAGUGAUUUUAAUAUAUUAAGUUGUGAAUCAACUAUUUCAAGACCAUCUGAUUCAACAAUUAAUCCAAUAGCUGUUAAUCCAGUUAUGAAAAAGAAACAAAAAGCUAAAAAAGGAACAUUGGAGGGAAAAGUACAGACACUUGUUAGUAAUCAAGUAUCAUUUCUUCGUAUUUGGAGGCAUCAAAUGUCACAGGCUAGAUUUCAAGGAGCAACAACAGCACAAUGUGUUAAAUUAAAAAUAACAAAUAUUAUUCAUAAAUAUCAUAGGCAAAUAUUUUAUGGUGUUAUUAUUGAUGAUACACAUGGUCUAUUUGAUAAAUCAAUUGACAAAACAAGCUCAUCACAAUCAAGUCAAUGUAAAAAUUCAAAUGAUUAUUUGAAUAGAUUAAUAACCAUCAUAACAUCACCAGAAAUUGUUGGUAAAUUAAAUUUUGAAGGUAGUAAAAUAUUAAGAAUUUAUCCACCUUGGGAUGUUAUUGAUUAUGAUAAGCUAAUAUUAAGCUGUUUAUAUUUUAAUGUUGUUAAUGAUAAACAUCAUGAUACUGAUGAUCAUUUUAAUGACAACAAUGUUAUUAGAGUUGUUAAAAAAUUUAAUUGUCCUUGUAUUAAAGCUAGGAAAAUGACUGAUAAUUGCAAUGUCAAAUUAACUAAUUCAAAUUUAAAACCAAAUGUCAUUCAAUACUUGUUUGAUCAUUGAAUUUAUUUUUAUCAAAUUUUAUUAUUAUAAUUAUUCUUUUUUAUCAUUUUUAUUUAUCAAAGACAUGUAAUUGUUUAAUAUUUUUAUUUAAUAAUUUUCGAGUUAUUUAAUUCAUAAAAAUUAUAGAUAAAAAUAAUUUAAAUUCAAUAAUUGAUUGAAAAUUUUAUAAUCAUUGUUAAAAAAAAAAAAAACCAAGAUACCUGUUAAUUCUUUUGUUUAUUUUUAAAAAUAAAAUUAAACAAUUUAAAUUUACUUGAUUUUUUUUGUUAUUAUUACAAAGCUAUGGAAUUUCGAUUUUA
Messenger RNA from Aphidius gifuensis, 2641 nucleotides. RefSeq names its product putative histone-lysine N-methyltransferase 1. Lineage: Eukaryota; Metazoa; Arthropoda; Insecta; Hymenoptera; Braconidae. The coding region runs from base 273 to 2342 and encodes 689 amino acids. The record is from RefSeq and is a predicted model, not a curated record. The transcript has 2 exons.